AAACCUCACACCAACGCCAGAUGGAAGAAAGUUCAACCGUUAGCGAAAUCGUUCGUUGGAAAUACUUUGCACUUGCUCGGCAACCUCACCGAUGCCGAAAUGACGGGCAUGGUGCUCCGACAACUGAAAGCUUCAACUCCAUUCAUGGCGACGUUUGAGCGUUUAAUCAAACGAGUCACGCGUACUGCGUUACACUGCUUCGGUAGUGGUGAACCUUCCGUGCGAGUUCAAGCUAUUUUACUCCUUCGAGCACUAGCGGUUGGCUUGCCACCGCCGGCUCUGGAGCGAGUCGCCAAGGGUGUUUACAGAACGUUUGCAUCAAACGCCAAGUUUGUCAACGCCGAGUCUGUGGAGCAUAUCGCGUUCAUGUCGACGUGCGUGGUCGAAAUCUUUGGUCUCGAUCAGCAACAAUCCUAUCCGUUAGCGUUCACGUACAUAAGACAGCUCGCUUCUCUUCUUCGCGGUGCGCUGACUGCGAAGAGUAAGGAAGCUUUCCGAAACGUGUACUGCUGGCAAUACGUGAACUGCCUGGAGUGUUGGGAACGCGUGUUAAGCGCACACGCGCGAAGCGAGGAUGCCCCGUUGAGACCUUUAGUGUAUCCUUUGGCUCAAGUCGCCCUCGGUGCCGCGCGUUUGUUGCCUUCGGCUCGUUAUGCUCCGCUUCGGUUGCGACUCGUGGCUUUGCUCAACCGUUUGGCGGCGAGCACCGGGCGUUUCAUCCCGAUUGCGCCUUUGCUCAUGGAACUUCUUACUUUUAGCGAGCUCACAAAGCCGCCGGUGUCAUCCAAAGCGCACCCUCCGGAUUUCACGAUAGUGCUUCGCCUAGCGAAGCAAGAUUUGCGUCUACCAGGAGUCCAGGACAUCAUCGUUGAGUCGUCCAUGGAGGCGCUCGCUGAGCACUUACACCAAAACGCCUACUCUCCAGCGUUUCCUGAGCUUGCGCACAUCCCGACGCGAGAGCUUAAGAAGUUUUGCAAAUCUGUCACGGUCACUCGGUUCAAAAAGUCUGCUCGAGCGGUUAUCGAUGCAGCUGAGCGGACGAGUGACUGGGUCAUUCGCAAGCGCGACAACGUCGACUUUGCGCCGAAAGAUUUAGCAAAGGUGCAAAACUUUUUGAGCGCUGAGAAAGCCGAAGGC
Ostreococcus lucimarinus CCE9901 is the source of this 1137-nucleotide messenger RNA. RefSeq lists its product with no specific name. The annotation marks the transcript as partial. Lineage: Eukaryota; Viridiplantae; Chlorophyta; Mamiellophyceae; Mamiellales; Bathycoccaceae. The transcript has a single exon. Gene Ontology annotation, biological process: ribosomal large subunit biogenesis. The record is from RefSeq and is a predicted model, not a curated record. Gene Ontology annotation, cellular component: nucleolus; nucleoplasm; Noc2p-Noc3p complex.